GCCUCUGCCUGCUGGCGCUGGCCCUGCCGCUGGCCCUGCGCGGGCGGGGAGCCGCGGCAGAGCCCCCCCGCACCCUCUACACCAACCACUGGGCCGUGCGGGUGCGGGGGGGGCCCGCCGAGGCCGCCCGGCUGGCCGCCGAGUACGGCUACAUCAGCCUGGGGCAGAUUGGAAGCUUGGAGGACUACUACCACUUUCACCACAGCAAGACGUUCAAGCGCUCGACGCUGAGCAGCCGGGGACCACACAACUUCCUCCGCAUGGACCCCAAGGUGGAGUGGCUGCAGCAGCAGGAGGUGAAGCGGCGGGUGAAGCGCCAGGCCCUGCCCUUCAACGACCCGGUGUGGCCCAACAUGUGGUACCUGCACUGUGGAGAUAAAAGCAGUCGCUGCAGGUCGGAGAUGAAUGUCCUGGCAGCCUGGCAGAGAGGUUACAGUGGCAAAAAUGUGGUGGUCACCAUCCUCGAUGACGGCAUAGAGCGAAACCACCCCGACCUCCUGCAGAACUAUGACCCACUUGCAAGCUACGACGUCAACGGGAACGACCACGACCCGACUCCACGCUACGAUGCCAGCAAUGAGAACAAACAUGGCACUCGCUGCGCGGGGGAAGUGGCGGCAGCAGCCAACAACUCCUACUGCAUCGUGGGCAUCGCCUACAACGCCCGCAUCGGAGGCAUUCGUAUGUUAGAUGGCGAUGUAACAGAUGUUGUUGAAGCGAAGUCGCUUGGCAUCAGACCCGAUUACAUUGACAUUUACAGCGCGAGCUGGGGGCCAGAUGAUGAUGGGAAGACAGUUGAUGGACCUGGUCUAUUGGCCAAACAGGCUUUUGAGCAUGGCAUUAAAAAGGGCCGCAGGGGUUUGGGAUCCAUCUUCGUCUGGGCGUCAGGGAACGGCGGCAGAGAGGGCGACUACUGCUCCUGUGAUGGCUACACCAACAGCAUCUACACCAUCUCCAUCAGCAGCACCACUGAGAAUGGCUACAAGCCCUGGUACCUGGAGGAGUGUGCCUCCACCCUCGCCACCACCUACAGCAGUGGGGCCUUUUAUGAGAGGAAAAUAGUCACCACAGACCUCCGGCACCGCUGCACUGACGGCCACACCGGCACCUCCGUGUCUGCCCCCAUGGUCGCAGGCAUCAUCGCUUUGGCUUUGGAGGCCAACCCCCUGCUCACCUGGAGGGACGUCCAACAUCUGCUGGUCAAAACCUCACGGCCGGUGCACCUGCGAGCAGCUGACUGGAAGACCAACGGUGCAGGGCAUAAAGUUAGCCAUCUAUAUGGCUUUGGUCUGGUGGAUGCAGAUGCUAUUGUGGUGGAAGCCAAGAAGUGGAAGGCAGUCCCUCCCCAGCACGUCUGCGUGGGAAGCCUGGACAGGGUGCCCAAGUACAUCCGUGCUGAGCACGUGCUGCGUGCCAGCACCCUGAGCAGCGCCUGCGCCGAGCAGCGCAACCAGCACGUCCUGUACCUGGAGCACGUCGUGGUGCGGCUCAGCAUCGCGCACCCGCGCCGGGGUGACCUCCAGAUCAGCCUCAUCUCUCCAGCAGGGACCAGGUCACAGCUCCUCGCCAGGAGGGUGUUCGACCACUCCAACGAGGGGUUCAAGGGCUGGGAGUUCAUGACUGUCCACUGCUGGGGGGAGAGGGCAGCGGGGGAGUGGACCCUGGAGAUCCACGACACACCGUCCCAAGUGCGCAACCCUGCCAUGCACGGAAAGCUGAAGGAGUGGAGCCUCAUCUUCUACGGGACAGCCGAGCACCCAUACGGCACGCCGGGCAGCCCCCAGCCCCGCGGGAGGGGGCUGGAGGGGCCGGAGAUGGAGCCCUCCAGAGCUGCCUUCCUGCAGAGCCAAGUGGAGGUGGUGGAGGAGGAGGAGGAGUACACAGGUCUGUGCCACCCUGAGUGUGGUGACCAGGGCUGUGACGGCCCCAACGCUGACCAGUGCCUGAACUGCAUCCACUACAGCCUGGGCAGUGUCAAAACUGGAAGGAUGUGUGUGAGCUCGUGCCCUGCCGGGUUUUUCGGCGAUGAGGGUGCGCGGAGGUGCCGCCGGUGCCACAAGGGCUGCGAGCGCUGUGCCGGGAGGGGAGCGGGCCAGUGCACCGCCUGCAAGAGGAGCCUCUACCAUCACCAGGAGACGGGCACCUGCGUGGGGCUCUGCCCACACGGCUUUUACGCCGAGGAACGUCAGAAACGCUGUCUGAAAUGUCACCAGAGCUGUAAAAAAUGUGUCGGGGAGGCGGAUAGAUGCACUGCAUGCAAAGAUGGAUUCAGCCUGGCAGGAGAGAGUUGCGUGCCUGAGUGCCAGCCCACCAUGUACCUCAGCCGGGAGCCGCGGCGGUGCGAGUCCUGCCCCGCCAGCACAGGGCCAGGUGAGGAGGACUGUGCAGCCUGUACCCCCGAGGCCUCUGCACCCCACUGGCGCUGUGUCCCCGCUUGCCGUGAGGGCUUCUACCCAGCCGACAGCCACGGGCUGCCCAACAAAGUCUGCAAGAGGUGUGACGACCACUGCUCAGCCUGUGAGGGCUCCAGUGGAAACUGCCUCAAGUGUAAAGAAGGUUUCAGCCUCCUCGGGGGCUCCUGUGUAACAAAUGAAACCUGCACCAAUGCUGACAAGACUUUCUGUGAGAUGGUGAAAUCAAACAAGCUCUGUGAAAAGAAGCUGUUUGUGCAGUUCUGCUGUCAGACGUGUCUUAUGGCUGGGUAAAGUUCAGCGGCUGCAUCCAUCCAGGACUUCCACCAACUGCCAGCCCAGUUUUGCCAAAUGUUUAGGACAAAAGUUUAUUUUUUCAGCUUUGGGAGAGUUUACAUUGGUGCUGUCAAGCAUUCGCUCCCGAGUUUGAUAGCUUUAAUAUCACUGUCAGCGCGUUUCUAUAGCGAUAUGUUAAGCAGAGAUUGGAUCGUCCCCUGAAUGAGCCAGUCCUGAAAGGCAGCAGCACACAAACGGUGAUAUUAAUCCUCUCAAACGCUCCUGGUGAGUGGGGACUGAUGCAUGAGCCGUGCACACAUACACACACACUCGGGUCUUGGCAGAAACCCUGCUGAUCCGCCCGCUCCUCGCUGCAGAGGGUGCAGGACUUGACACAUCUGCCAAGAGCGAGCUGUUUGGGGCUCAGGUUGUGCUUCCCUUUCCUGGUAGGUGAUGGCUGAUACGAACCUGCCGGCACCGCGGCGCUCUGUACGUAAUGUAAGACGAUGAAUGGGGUGGUUCGGGAGCGGUGCCCCAAGGCCCUGCUCUGGCACUCCUGUUCGGAUUCAGGCCCUAGCUGUUUCUCUCUGGCCGUGGCAAUAACUGGAGAUUUGAGGACCAAAGCGAGAGCUGAUCCACGUGGCUCUGCAGGUGUCAACCCAGGGAGUCUGGCAGGGCAAACCCUGCAGCUUGCUCAGGCAGGCAAAACCCCUCUGGUUCAUCCACACCGACCAGCCUGCAGGGUCACAGCCGUACCAUGACAUGUGUUUCUCUCCUGGAACUGCUAGUAAAGUUGCUGAUUCGUUCAGUGCUGGAAUGAGCUAGAUCCCUCCUCUCAAUGAGGUGAUGUCCCAAUUAAUCUCUUCUGGCAUUUUGUGUCAGGAUCCUUCCCCCGUUUCACUGGGUUUACCCCUCUCACAAAACCCUCCUGUUCACAGCAGGAAUUUUUUCUGGGGCAUCAGUUUCCAGAAGAUACAUUCGAGGGAUGUGGCCAGGAAACUCUUUAAUUCAACAAAACAUUUUCCCAAUCCAACGUUGUCAUGGAUAGCAGGUCCCGUGGUCGUUGAUAAAACUGUGUUUAAAGUAUCCUUGGCUAUGUUGUUUUACAGAUUUUUUUUAAAGUAACUUAUACAAUCCUUGGUUUUUUUCUCUGUGGACUAUUUUUUUAUAUGGGAGUGGGGAACCUUUUUGUGUCUUACAUCCUUCUCCUUUUCUCCUCUCUGACCUUGCAGAGCCACUCUUUGCGCCAGACGCAUGUAAACACUCUUCCCCCUGCCUCGUGUGCUGAGUUUCAUUGUUGGUAGUUUUAACGAGUUACACUUUUUGCCAGUGAAAUUCACAGGAUGAAUUGUCCCCAGUUUCUGAUGGAGCUGGGAUAAUCCUUGCUUGGUUUCGGUUGUAAGGACACGUGCCCUGCCUGGGCUUGCCCGCUUACCUCAGCCAGGUGAAGAGGGGAGAGCCACACCGUCACCGGUCCUCACCUGCCUGGACCAAACCCGGGGAAAGAUGGAGCUUUGGUGAACUGACCUUUUAAGUUAAUAAACUAUUGAUC
Messenger RNA from Colius striatus (speckled mousebird), 4239 nucleotides. RefSeq names its product proprotein convertase subtilisin/kexin type 6 (gene PCSK6). The record is from RefSeq and is a predicted model, not a curated record. Gene Ontology annotation, cellular component: cell surface; membrane. The transcript has 21 exons. Bases 261 to 2705 code for a protein of 814 amino acids. Gene Ontology annotation, molecular function: serine-type endopeptidase activity. Gene Ontology annotation, biological process: peptide hormone processing. Lineage: Eukaryota; Metazoa; Chordata; Aves; Coliiformes; Coliidae.